AAUACGUGCAGUGUCUGUAACAUAAUACAACCCAUUAGUAGUCUGAGAAGUACUAAAACCAUUAGGCGAUGGCGAAGCCUGAAGAAUGUGAGAGUGUUUUGAAAAAUGUCGACCAAAUAAGCCAGCUGGUAGUGGAUUUACAGUCUUCUGAUGCUGAAGUACAGCAAAAAGCCAUGGCAAAAGCUGAUUGCUACAUUGCUGCCAUGGAUCAACCCUGCAGAACAAAAGUCAACAAGACUACAAUCAACACAAACCUGCCACUCCAACCUUCCUUGAGUCCACAGAAUGAAACUUUAGAGAAUUUCAUGAAGAUUACGGAGAAAGAAGCUGAAGACCGGAGAGUAAAGAGAAUGACUAAAAUGAAAAAGGCAACUGCUCAUAAAGACAAGGGGAAUGAAGCUUAUGCUCAAGAAGACUAUGAAACUGCAGUUAAGUAUUACAGUGAUGGUUUGGCUGAACUGAAGGACAUGCAGCCUCUCUACACCAACCAUGCACAAGCCUACAUAAAGCUGGGAAAGUUCAGAGAGGCCAUCAGUGACUGUGAGUUUGCCUUGAAGUGUGACAAGAGAUGUAUAAAAGCCUACCUACACAUGGGCAAAGCAUACCUUGGAUUGAAGAAAUAUAGUGAGGCAAGAAACUGCUUUGAAAAGAUACAGGAAAUUGAACCUGGGAGGAAAAAGAUGGUGAAAGAGUACCUGGACCUUGUAAAUUUGGAAGAGGAGAAAGAGACUCAGGAGAUUAAUGCCAAGGAAGAGUUUAACAAAGGAGGGAGGAAGGCUACAGCAGUGCCUCAGCUGCUGGAGAAGCUGUCAAUGCCCAGUCGGAUGCCACUCUAUUAUUGUGGUGGAUUGGAGAUUCUCACACAAGCAGUUACUGAGUGUACAGGGCGGACUCUUUUCAGACUGAACAAUGGCUUUAGUAUCAUCAGCAGCAAUGACACAGUGAAAAGUUGCUUAUUACAGAAAACAAAUGAUCCAGACAGCCAGGAGUUGUGUGUGUCCGUUUUGAAAUUAUGGAGGGUUAUCUGCUGUGAAAAUGAUGAAAACCAGAAAAUGUUGAUGGCCUGUCCAGUCGCCAGACAGUCUGUUGUUCUGUUGGUAACAUCAGAGCAUGUUGCUGUCUGGGAAGAAUGCCUGGCGUUGCUUUGCUUGUACUCAAAGAUGUUACAUGGCAGACUCUUGGCUAUUGGCAACCUAAAUUUGCACAUGUUGGUGAAGAACCUCAUGUUGUGCAUCUCAGAGCCAAAACAGCAGCGGGAGAACACAGCCGUCUAUAUUCUGAAGAACUUUACAGCUGAAGACAGAUUUUGCAUUCUGUUAAGAAAUGGGUUGAAAGACUCUGUCACUUCGCCAUUUGCAAAAUUACUGAGAAAUAUCAGCAAGUCAAGUCAGCACAUCCUUCAAUCAGUAGUAUCAGCUCUUGGCUGUCUGGCUCGAGAUGAUGUCAUCCGUCAAAGCCUUGCUCAUGAUCAACAAUGCUGGCAGGCCCUCCUGGAGGCCAUUAGGUACUGCUGUGUAUCUGAAUACAAAGAGGUCCUUUACGUUAUACUUGGUUUGAUCAUCAACCUUACUGCAGUCACCUCUCCAGCCAUCCAGAAGCAUGCUGUUUCACUGUCUGACUGCUGUCUGGGUCUGCUGAAAGAUACUGAGGGAAGAAUCAUAACUAGAGCUACAGGCGUGCUGGGAAAUAUCCUCCAACAGUCUCCUGAAGCUGUUCACCUUGUUAUUCAAGGGAAAGCCAUCCAGACCAUGUGCAGGCUGCUGAAGGGAACAGAACCGGCUACUACUAAGUAUGCCAUUAAGACUCUGACAGUGUGCACUGGUGCCAGUGACUUGGCACGUGAGGAGCUGGUGAAGUCUGAUAAAAAACUGUCCAUUUUACGUCAUUUGCUGAGUUCAAGCUGCUAUGAGAUGAUUUCAGGAAAUGCAGCUCUAUGCUUGGCUCAUUGCUUCGAGUUGGAGGGAGUUGCCACCUGCCUGCUGGGCACCGAUAUUGUGCUGCAACUGCUGCGGCACGCUGCAGGAGACACUAAGAGAACAGCUGUGCAGAAAAAUGCAGCGAUUGCUCUUGGGAAACUGUGUAGAUCUGAGCCCAGACAUGUGCACAAACUUCGUGAACUCCAUGGCCUUGAAAUCCUGCACGCCUGUGUCAAGAUCAUCUGAUAGACCAGUAGUAAUGUGUUAAUAAACACAUUUACAAUCCCUUUACGCUCCAUAAAUCUUGUUUUCUUAUCUUAUCUUUACCCAAGUUAAAAUUUCACUAACACAACCUUUUCUAGACCCUAUCUAUACUUGCUCUUGGGUUUUGCUGUUGAAGUAAAUCAAGACUGACUUGGGAGGAAAGAUGCAUUUAAAUUGAAUAUAAUCCUGCUCCUAAUUGCUUAAUUUACAUAGACAAGAUCAAAUGCAUUAGCAAUGUUCUCAGCUAUCCCUGUUAUUCAUGACCAUGUCAAUAUACAAAGAUAAUUGUUAUAAAUAUAUACAACUUGAGGUAAAAAACAGUCAGUGGUUCAGUUUUUACCCUCUUCUGUCAAUCUGCCUAAUAUUUAAAUGUAAAAAACAUUUUUUCAAUAUAAAAACACUUAACUGCUUAUUCUUAAAAGUUUUUUAUUAAGAUAUUUGGCUAAAUUGAUACGGUCUACGAUUAAAUAACUUAUGUUUUAAAGUGGAAAUGAAUACGCCAUAAUUUGUUGGAUGUUGGUGACUCAUGGAUGCACACUUAGUGCACCAGGAUGUAGUGGUUGUGGUAACUCAUUUGUUCCUUGCUGUGCAAAAUCCUUUCUUUUUAAGGUAGUAAUGGAUCAAGUACUUGGUCUAGCUAAGGUGCACUGCCUGGACAAUUAGACAAAACAGUACAGACAGUAAGACUGUGAUAGUAGCCAGGUUUGGAAUUUGAGACUACCGGGUAAAUUCAGUCCUUGUACUUAAAAUAUAAAAUACUAAAAACAUGCCUCUCUCUCUUUCUCUCUCUCUAUCUUUUAGCUUUACGUGAUGUCAUGAUAAAGCGAUACUACAUUGUUUUAAUACUGUGGAUAAGCUAGGAAACAUGGAAAAACAUUUUUUUAAGAUUGAGUUGGGGGAUGUAUCACCAGUGUAUGUCUUGAAAGUCUUUCUCUUAGUCUCUGUUCUUUGAGGUGUGUAAAGUACAAGUUAAGCAAUACAUACUGUAUUAACCAUGUAUGCAAUACUAAACUUUUGUGAAAAGAAUAGAAUCUGCACCACAGUGUUAUUUUAUCUCUCUUCUAAGAAGUAUAGAUCAAGCUGGCAUGGACAAACUCAGGGAUUUAAAAGCUACAUGCUUCAG
Melanotaenia boesemani (Boeseman's rainbowfish) is the source of this 3303-nucleotide messenger RNA. RefSeq names its product tetratricopeptide repeat domain 12 (gene ttc12). Gene Ontology annotation, molecular function: protein binding. The coding region runs from base 69 to 2162 and encodes 697 amino acids. Lineage: Eukaryota; Metazoa; Chordata; Actinopteri; Atheriniformes; Melanotaeniidae. The record is from RefSeq and is a predicted model, not a curated record. The transcript is spliced from 21 exons.